Messenger RNA from Rhizophagus irregularis DAOM 181602=DAOM 197198, 1512 nucleotides. NCBI's taxonomy places the organism in Eukaryota, Fungi, Glomeromycota, Glomeromycetes, Glomerales, Glomeraceae. The record is from RefSeq and is a predicted model, not a curated record.
AUGUCAUGUAACCAUGAAUCUGAAGUUGUAAAAAAUCUUGAAAGAUUACUCAAAACAGAAACCAAUUAUGAUGUCAUCAUUUACGUUGGUGACUUUAAGGAAUUUCGUGCUCACUCCAAUAUCUUGAGUUGUAGAUCCGAAUAUUUUAACAAAAUCCUUUCUUCAAAUGAUAUUGAUAAAAAAGAUGGAAAAUAUAUAAUUAAAGAAACAAAUAUUACUCCUCAAACUUUUGAGGUUAUUAUCAAAUAUCUUUAUACGGGACACGCUGAUAUUACAAAAAAAACCGGAAUUGAGAUUUUAAAUAUUAUGAUCGCCUCUGAUGAUUUAAAGUUGAAUCAAUUAAUUAAACCCAUCGAAGAUUUCCUUAUUGAAAAUCAUCAUCAAUUCUUACGAGAUGAUCCAAUUGGAAUUUUACAAACCAUUUUUUAUCGUCAAGAAUUUAAUAAUUUGCAAGAAUUUUGUUUAGAAAUGAUCUGUUAUGAUCCUGAAAUUUUAUUUAAUUCUUCUAAAUUUAUUUAUUUACCUGCUCCUAUAUUAGAAAUUAUUCUAAAACGUGAUGAUUUGAAUUUGGAUGAAAUUGAAAUUUGGGAAAAUCUUAUUAAAUGGGGAUUAGCUCAAGAUCCAAUUCUUAAUGAUGAUAAUAUUGGAAAAGAUUUUCAUGAAAAAUUUGAUGUCUUUAAAAGAAUUCUUCAUAAAUUUAUACCAUUGGUUAGAUUUAAUGAGAUUUCUCAUGAUAAUUAUUUAAUCAAAGUCAAACCUUAUGAAGAAAUUUUACCAAAAGAAUUACAAGAAAAAAUUUUAAAAUUUUAUACAACUUCUGAAUUAACGUUUGAUAAUAAGCCAAGAUAUUCAAAAAGUGUUAUUGACUCUUUUAUAAUUAAUCAAAAUCAUAUCAUUUUACUUACAAAUUGGAUUGAUAAAAAAGAAGAGAAUUCAAAGUAUAUUAAAGCUAUUCCUUAUGAUUUUAAUCUUUUAUAUAGAGCUAGUAGAGAUGGUUAUACAGCAACAGCAUUUCAUGAAAAAUGUGAUAAUAAAGGUGCUACUAUAAUUAUAGCAAAAAUUAAAGAUUCGGAACAAAUAGUUGGAGGUUAUAAUCCACUUUAUUGGGAUUCAAAUAAAUCUUGGAUGUCAACUAAAGAUAGUUUUAUAUUUUCAUUAACAGAUAAAAAUGAUGAUCUUGAAAGUAUAAAAAUAGGUUAUAGUAAUGGAGAUGAUUAUUCUAUAGGAUGUUUUCCAUUCGAUGGUCCAAGAUUUGGUGGUGGAAAUGAUUUAGUUUAUUCUUAUUAUAGUAAUUCUUGGACGAGUAAUCCUUAUUCAUAUCCUAGUAUAGGUAUAUCUUCAAAAUUUAAUGUGGUUGAUUAUGAAGUUUUUCAAGUUAUAAAAAAGGUAAAGAAGAAUACUUUAAAAAAUACUAAAUUUAAUCAUAUUUUAUUAAAUUUAAGUAAUGAAGGGAUAGGAAAUGAUCAAACAAAUAAGGAUAAAUCUUUUGAUAAGGAAAUACUCAUCUUUUAA